UCGGCGGUAUACAUUCGUUCUUGGCCUUGGCUUUGUAGAUGAACAGUCUUUACCAUAUAACUCAUCGGGUCGGAUGCACGAAUUCAAGAACACUUUCCCCAAAAUAAACGCAACCACAAACUCCCAAAGAAGAUGCCAAAUUCUUUCUCGCCCGGCGAUGACAAGUUUGUACUGGCACGAGAACGCGAUCAGUUUCACCCGCCGUCGUAUGAAUAUAACACAACAUCAAGCAGUGUAUCAUCAACGAGUCCUUCAGAAUAUGUAAUGGGGGAUGAGGAGAGAUAUCCCACGCCAGUGGAAACCCAGCCAGAUUUACCUCCUUACUUUGGACAGAACCGGCCAGCGAGUCCCAGGGACAACGAAGCUCUGUCCCAGGUCAGCAUCUACCUACAACACUGGCCGCCAAGUUCCAGGAACGAUGAGACUCUGUCCCAGGCCAGCAUCAACCUACACGAUCUUCAGAAGCCUCCGCCCCCACUCCCACCAGCUCGUCGCAAAUGUUUCGGCUUACCACGUCCAAUAUUCUUCUUUGUUAUCGCUGUUAUGUUCUUGGUUAUCACUGUUGCUAUUGUAGUCGGAGUUGUCAUCGGCUUGAGGUUAAAAAGCAAAAGCAUUGCUAGAUUACCUGCAAUCACAGUCUCAGGUGUCUUUGCGGGCGAAAACAAUACAGAUUGGAAUAUGCAACUCUGCUAUACGAACAGGACUACUAGCAAGCUCGGUCUUAGGUUCAACACUGGCAGCGCGGGUUGGGGUGCGGAACAGAGCCUGAACCUUUCUAUCACCCCGGAGUCAGAUUCUCCAAUGGCAGCCACCAGUAUGUUGGGAAACGAUGGAAAUGUCUACCUCAAUCUCUUCUACGUUAAAAACGCAGCCAUUAUUCUAGCCAACUUCACCUGCGUAUCUACGGCAUGCACAAGAGUGUCUAACGAAGCCAUCACGAAAUUUGCCACUUAUUCCUUAUCCUCGGACACAUCUCUCGCCGCUGUAUACGUCGGCCCAAGCCAAGGUUAUCGUGUCUUCUAUCACAACACAGAUCAUUACAUCGUUCAACUCACGAGCCCCGGGGAUGGAACAUGGGAUCGCGGGCAAACUAUCUCGGGCAAAGCUCUUGCUGGGAGUAGUAUUGCAGCAGCCUCAAUCGGCACUGGGGGUGACAUUGACGUAUUGUACGUGGAUUCGUCGACCCAGGUGCUUGUCAAUGUGCAAUGGGAGGGCAACACCUGGUGGAGUCCCGCGCCGGUAACGUUUCUCUCAACUCCGGACUGGGACCCCCUUACGGCCCUCACAUUAUCCUGGCAACCCGCAAGCGACGUCCUGCGGGCCUACUUCACUGGCACGGAUAAGUUCAUCUACGAAUUCGCCGGCACGAAUGCCUCGAGCACAGCCUUCCCAAGAUCCAACCGAGAUGGCGUUGCGCAAAAUUCCACCUCUGGGGUGUCAACUCCAGGGUGGGCUGAGGCGCCUACACAUGAUCUUACCUGGAUCCCGAGUGCCUCUGUGGCAGAGGAAAUCACGUCUGUAGCUUGGCUGGACCAGGUCAAUUUUUAUCGGUACGUUAAUGGGCAAAUUGUAGAGAGCUCUUUGGCGCAGGGAACUUGGUCGGCAAGGUUCAUUUAAGAUUUAUAGAUCGGGAUGGAGUAACGGUGGGACUUUACGGGGUUACAAUGGGAAAUCAGGCCAAAUAGACAGCGUCCA
Messenger RNA from Hyaloscypha bicolor E, 1695 nucleotides. RefSeq lists its product as uncharacterized. The record is from RefSeq and is a predicted model, not a curated record. NCBI's taxonomy places the organism in Eukaryota, Fungi, Ascomycota, Leotiomycetes, Helotiales, Hyaloscyphaceae. Bases 133 to 1617 code for a protein of 494 amino acids. The transcript has 3 exons.